This is a messenger RNA of Phoenix dactylifera (date palm), 1118 nucleotides long. RefSeq lists its product as uncharacterized. Gene Ontology annotation, molecular function: DNA binding. The record is from RefSeq and is a predicted model, not a curated record. Gene Ontology annotation, cellular component: nucleus. Lineage: Eukaryota; Viridiplantae; Streptophyta; Magnoliopsida; Arecales; Arecaceae.
GGGAAAAGAUAUGGGCAGGGAUGGCGAAGGAGCGGUUGUGGGUCCUCACAAAACCGCGGCCUGUCUUCCCCUUUCCUUUUCACAAUUUCGGCUUUUGUUUACCCCCCAGCCGUCCUCUCUACGACCCCCUCCCCUUUCCCUCCCCCUCCGCCCGACGAGUUCCGCGCCCCCAUGGAGCGACGGGCACCGGCGGAGCCCAAGCGGAGCGGGAUGGAGAAGGCCCGGAAGGACGCGGCGGCUGUGGGCGACGAUGGCGACGAGGAGGAGGAGGAGGAGGUCGCGGCCGUGGAGGAGGAGGACAGGAAGAGGCGGCCCCCUCCUCCUUCCUCCGCCGGCCCGCGGGGAUCGGGUGGCGGGGGAACUUCGCAGCCGUGCUGCCAGGCGGAGAAGUGCACCGCCGAUCUGACGGAGGCCAAGCGGUACCACCGGCGACACAAGGUGUGCGAGGCCCACUCCAAGGCCCCCGUCGUCAUCGUCGCCGGCCUCCGCCAAAGGUUCUAGCAAUGCAGCAGGUUCCAUGAGCUAUCAGAGUUUGAUGACUCUAAGAGGAGCUGCCGUAGACGUCUGGCUGGCCACAAUGAGCGGCGCAGAAAGAGUUCUUCUGAAUCACAGGGAGAGGGCUCAAGCUAAUGUAGGCAGGCCGAUCCAGAUGAGAGGAUUCAGAUAAGUCUCCCUGGAAAUCCCACCUACAAGCGUUACCGGAUCAGAUAAGCUCUUGAUUAUUCCCAUUCAAGCAUGCUCUCUCUCUUCUGUCAUGCAAUGGCUUUCCUUCUGUACCAACUAAUGCCAGAUUUCUCUGCCAAUCAAUGUAGCAGAAAUGUAUUUGAGCAGUACUUCAAGCUUAGCAGCACUGCUUUAACCAUAUUGUGGUUGUGAUACUUUAGUAAUUGUAAUUACAUAUGCAGUUAAGCUCUUUAAGGUGUGUGUUUUUCACUUCAAAUGAACACCUGUGGCUUUAUUUCAUUUUCUGGUCAAGAAUGUUCUAGUCUGUACCAUACUUAAAGCCAUGCAUCAUAUAUGUACUUUAUAUUGAGAUCUUGGAUGGAUCUCAAUUGACCAUGUUAAAAUCCUCAGUAUGCUUGCAAUGGACUUGACAAGUGUGGGUAUAGAGUAUGCAA